This is a messenger RNA of Ectocarpus sp. CCAP 1310/34, 3417 nucleotides long. Lineage: Eukaryota; Phaeophyceae; Ectocarpales; Ectocarpaceae. The record is from the annotation of a GenBank genome assembly.
AUGGCGAACGAAGUGGUCACCUCCAAGUACACUGCGCUCAACUUCGUGUUCAAGAAUCUGUGGGAACAGUUUCAUCGUCCGGCCAACGUGUACUUCCUGGGGAUAUCGAUCCUGCAAUGCAUCAAGCCCAUAAGUAUUACCGGUGGGCAUCCCAAGCUCACCAGAACCAAUGUCACGAUGACCCAGGCAACGUCCACCAAAGAUGGAAUUGAAGACUUCACUCGGCACCAGGCGGACGCACAAGAGAACUCGCGAACUGUAACACGACUCGUCGUACCCGGCCAGCGAAGAAGCAGCGUUGCGGGAGGAAAAUCUAGUGGUGGUGGCGGCGGAUGUGGGAAAGAAAGAAAAAACUCGGGAGGCAGCAUUAGGGGCAGUAAACCGCGACCGCCUGCCGCCACGGAAGAAGUACCUUGGAUGAACGUUCAGGUGGGAGACGUGCUGGAGAUCCGAAAUCGAGAGAACAUCCCGGCGGACCUGGUGAUGCUGUCGUGCAGCGACCCAAAAGGAACUUGCUUCGUUAUGACCUCUAACCUCGACGGGGAGACUAACCUGAAGCCGCGGGUUGUGAGCCCGGAUCUUCGGGCGGUGAUUGCCGCUGCCGACGACGCAGCCGCUGUCGCGGAGUCGGCAGGGGGGUUAGCUCGGGGCAAACAAGGAAGUGUGCUGGCGUUGGCGGCGAAGGGUGCCUUGGUGGAGUGCGAUCUGCCCAACCAGAAGCUUGAGCACUUCGACGGCGCGUUGGUGCUGCAAGGGGGCGAACGAAUACCGCUCCACGGCAAGAAUAUACUUUUGAGGGGGUGUCAGCUGCGGAACACCGAGUGGUGUCGGGGAGUGGUGGUGUACACGGGGCGGGAGACGAAGAUCCAGAUGAACGCCGCCGAGCCCGCCCCGAAGUCGUCCUCCCUCAAACGUUAUGUCGAUCGGGAGACUCUCCACGUGCUGUGCGUGCAGAUAUUUUUGUGUCUUGUGGCCGCCGUGUUCGCCGGGAUUCGAGCCGCUGGGUCCGACGUGGAGAACAUGUACUUCAUUCUGGGGCAGGACGAGGAACCCCAGUCCCCGGCCCUCGUCGCUUUCCUCAAGUUCUGGUCCUUCAUCAUCAUCUUCACCAACUUCGUGCCGAUCUCCCUGCUCAUCACGCUCGAUAUGGUCAAGGUUUUUCAGUCCAAGUUCAUCGCGUGGGACAGACAGAUGUACCACGAGGCCCGGGAGUUCGACGGGACGAAGAGACCGAUGCCCGCGCAGGUGAGGUCGAGCGAGCUGAACGAGGACCUCGGCCGGGUGAAGCACAUUUUCAGCGAUAAGACGGGUACCUUGACGUGCAACAUCAUGAACUUCCGGAAGUGCAGCAUUCGCGGCCAAAUGUUUGGCCUAGGCACGACGGAGAUUGGCCUAAACUACCGCCUUAGGAACGGUCUUCCUGUGCCGACAGUAGCCCCGCUGCCGCCGGGGGCGAAGCGGACGCCGCAUGUGAACUUCAUCGAUCCCGAAUUCUCGAGGGUGGUGGAGAACAAGGCGCACCCUCUGCACGAAGCCGCUGUUGAGUUCUACCUCCACCUUGCCUUGAACCACGAGGUCCAGCCAGAGCAGCAGCAGGACGGCAGCGUGGUCUACUCCGCCUCGAACCCAGACGAGGGUGCCCUCAUCUACGCGGCCUCCCACUUCGGGUACCGCUUUCUCCGGCGGGACGGGAAGGACAUUACCGUCGCCGUCACGAUCCGGCACGAGCAGCCGCUGGCGUCACAGCCCACCUCGAAGCCGACGUCUUCGGGAAGCAGCAACAGCGCUCGCGGGGGGCGAUGUGGUAGCACCUCCUUGUCGACGCAGCAGCAGAACGCCGGGGGUGGUGCUAAGAUCUCCUCUAUGUCUCCCCCCCUGCCUCUUUCCCCGGGCGGGGGGGUAGAUGUCUGCGGGGGUUCCCCUGUUCUAGGGGGAGAGGAAGAGGAGGCGGAGGAACGUAUCUUCCAUGUCCUGCACACCUUUCCUUUCACGAGCGACCGAAAACGGAGUUCUGUGGUUGUACGAAAGGGGACGGGAGGGGUGGUGGUGUACUGCAAGGGGGCGGACAACGUAAUAUUGGAGCGGCUAGACUUGGCGAAGAACCCCGCGGAGCUCGUGAAGACGGUGAAGGAGAACAUUGCCGAAUUUACCCGAGACGGUCUUCGAACGCUGCUGACCGCGAAGACGGAACGGUCGGAGGAGCAGUACCUGGAAUGGCUCUCAGAUUUCCAGGCGGCUGAGACCAGCAUGAAGGGCCGAGAAGAGAAGGGGGUCACAGCCAUCGAGGACAAACUGCAGGACGGGGUGCCGGACGCGCUCAACUACCUUCGCAAAGCCGGCACGAAGGUAUGGAUGCUAACGGGAGACAAGGUUGACACCGCCAUCAACAUUGGACACAGCUGCAGUCUCCUCAACACGGACAUGACCACCCUCCGCCUCUGUGCGGACGAGGACGAAGAGGAGGGCGAAACCGACAACAACACCGGGCAGGGGGGACGGGCGGGCGGGAAAGGGAGUGGUAAGAAGGGUGUUAUCGAUGAUGACGUGGUGGUGACAGUGGAGCGGACAAGUCUAGAGCUUGAUGCCAGCGGCGUCCCCUCCGAGGGGUCACUUCGAGGGUUGAUGAGCGAGUUAACGACAAAGGCUACGAAGUUGAGGACGGGGGCGGCGGGAGCGUCCUCUGAGACCGCCAUCGUGGUCGACACCUACGCUCUCAGCGGAAUAACUCAAUAUGGGCUAGAGAGAGACUUCGUGUUCCUGUGCCAGCUGUGUGCGAGCGUCGUCUGCGCACGAGUCAGUCCCCGCCAGAAGAGCGUGGUGGUGAACAUGGUUCGUACGGCCAGCCCCAGCGCGGUGACUCUUAGCGUGGGAGACGGGGCCAACGACGUCCCUAUGCUACAGGUGACGGUUUACAUGUUCUACAAGAACGCUCUGCUGGUCCUGCCGCAGUUCUUCUUCGCCUUCUUGUCGCUAUCCUCCGGUCAGAACUUCUACUACGACCUGCUCUACCAGAGCUACAACGUGUUUUUCACCAGCCUUCCCAUCAUCGCCCUCGGGGUUCUCGACCAAGACAUAACGUCGGAGGUGGCAUUGGCGCACCCUAUUCUCUACCAGGACGGAAUUCAACGAGUGUUUCUCACGCCUCAAAUAUUCUGGAGGUGGAUGAGUGAAGGAGCCAUUCACGCAGGUAUCGUGACAGCUCUACCCAUGGGUGCGCUCGGCGCCGGAGGCGUCCUGCCGGAGGGGAGAGGGGUCGGACUCUGGGGCUACGGUUUGGUAGUAUUUUUCUGCGUCGUCCUCGUGGCAAACGGGCGUGUAGCGAUGGAGAACAAGCUCUGGACAUCGGUGAUUGUGUUGGUUUUCGCACUGUCUCUAGGAUCCUUCAUCAUCGCCUUUUUCUUCUUCUCGGAAAUGUGA